Molecule: messenger RNA, 13410 nt
Organism: Bactrocera oleae (olive fruit fly)
Lineage: Eukaryota; Metazoa; Arthropoda; Insecta; Diptera; Tephritidae
Product: diacylglycerol kinase eta
Biological process (GO): intracellular signal transduction; diacylglycerol metabolic process; lipid phosphorylation
Molecular function (GO): protein binding; ATP-dependent diacylglycerol kinase activity
Source: RefSeq, a predicted model, not a curated record
AUGACUUGUGUGUUUAAGUAAUGUAUAUCUUUAAAUCAUAAAAAUUACCAAAAGCAUUUUGACAUACAACUCUUAACAUCGCUGAAAGUGUAGCCUACAUAUAGGCAUUUAACCAUAAAGUGACUAAAAGUGCUGCUAUAAAUUUGAUUAGAAUUUUGUUAAUUUGUCUUGGCGCGUUUAUGUGUGCGUGUGCAUACGCGCGUAUCCGUAACAGCAGUGUGCACUAAUGGAUCCAAGAUAAUGUGUACAGCGCGCCGCCUUGGGACAUUGUAAGAUGAAGCAAAUAGGAGAAAACAUCAGUACCGACGACAUUUCAAACAACAUCUAAGUAAAUGCAAAUAUACAAACAUAAAUAGAAAGUGAAAGUGUGGCAAAGCUGCAAACCGUGCUUAACAUAUACAAACAAAUAAAGCCAACAAACAUACAAACAUACUUCUUCUCAUUAAGUGGAAAUAUAACAAAUCCUGAGCGGAAAAAAAGUCAGCGCUACACACCUAAUGGUAAUCCAAAUAAAGAUAUAUUGUUGCGAGAAGAAAAAUGUUAGUCAAUUAAGUGGACUUUUAAGAGUGAAGUGUUCGAUGAAAUCGAUUUAUCCGAUUUAUGUACCGCUGAAUGUAGUAUUAAGAAUAUAAAUCAUAGUUUUCAGGUAAUCACCGCCACACGUUCCCUUGUACUUUGUGCCGAAUCUCGCCGCGAAAUGGAAGACUGGCUGACCUCGCUUAAAUCCGCCUCAAUACCGGCGCGUGCGCGUGGCGAUAGUUUUUUUAUUGAGCAACAUGAUUUAUUCUCCAAUCAACAUCACUGGUAUGCGACUUCGCACGCUCGUCCCACCUUCUGCAAUGUAUGUCGCGAUAUACUCUCCGGCGUUACUUCGCACGGCCUCUCUUGUGAGGUAUGCAAGUGCAAAGUGCAUAAACGUUGUGCUGCCAAAGCUAUUGCCAAUUGUAAAUGGACUACAUUGGCCACUGUUGGCAAGGAUAUUAUUGAGGAUCGUGAUGGUAGUAUCAUAAUGCCACAUCAAUGGAUGGAGGGUAAUUUACCGGUAUCAUCGACGUGCUCGGUUUGUAAGAAGACUUGCGGUUCUGUGUUGCGUUUGCAAGAUUGGCGUUGUUUAUGGUGUCGCGAAACCGUACAUAUUGCUUGCCGACCACAAAUUUUAGUCGCUUGUCCACUAGGACCAGCGAAGUUAUCAGUUGUGCCGCCUACUUGUGUGCAUUCGAUUGGAAAUGAUGACUCUUGGGAUGUAGAGAGUCCGAAGGGUAAUUUUUCACCGCUGUUGGUUUUCGUCAAUUCGAAAUCAGGUGACAAUCAGGGCGUGAAGUUUUUGCGACGCUUCAAGCAGUUAUUAAAUCCUGCUCAAGUGUUCGAUCUCAUAUCCACCGGUCCCAGUUUGGGUUUGCGUCUUUUCAAACAUUUUGAAAUAUUUCGAAUCUUAGUUUGCUCCGGUGACGGUUCUGUGGGUUGGGUGCUCAGCGAGAUUGAUCGUUUCGGUAUGCAUAAACAAUGUCAAGUAGCAGUACUGCCUCUUGGUACCGGCAACGAUUUGGCGCGUGUUUUGGGCUGGGGCUCCUCAUGUGAUGAUGAUGCACAUCUGCCGCAAAUACUUGAACGUUAUGAAUCUGCUAGUACCAAAAUGUUAGAUCGCUGGAGCAUUAUGGUCUUCGAAAAAGCUGUCGCCGUUCAACCUAAAACGCCGAAAAUGUCAUUGUCGAGCACACAAGAAGCACUACUUACUGGUAUGGUAACGUCGGCUAAUUUAAAUUUGCGUAACAUUGUCGAGACCGAUGAUACGGAAACACUUAUUGCUGCCACCAAAACACUCUGCGAAACGCUCGAUGAACUAAUGAUGCAGAUCUCUGAAAGUCGUAAGGAUGACGAACAGUUAUUUGUAAAAUGUGACAUACUGCGUGAGAAGUUAGGCAUGUUGUUGGAAGCUUUGCGUGAAGAAGAGACCGGUGCACAUGCCGGUGACGACCUGUUAACGACAAUCAGUAGUAUUAUAUCAAAGAGUGCAGCCGCAUCUCCAAUUGCUUCCGCAACACCGUCGACAUCAGCUUCACUGCUUAAUCCAAACAUAUCAAUUGAGAAGGACGAGAAGGAUGAAAUUAAUACAAGUGAGCGUCGUAAUAGUCGCUCCUUGCAAUCUACCGAACGCGAAUCGCUGCAAUGUCGGGCUAACAGUGUUAAACGUGCCAUGUACAAUGUCAUCGAACACUCGGAACCUGGUCGACCCAAGCGUUAUCAGCGCAAGCUAUCCAUAACGCCAUUCGAAGCAUUAAAACUACCAACCAAUGCUUCGGGUGAAUCAACACCAUGCUCUUCGCCAAUACCAAUAAUACCGCCAAUAAAUAUAAUAUCACCCACUAUGGAAACCUCUCACUUAACGUGCAUAUCACCACUACCAGAUACACGUCGUGAUUCAGUCGACGAUAAUUUCUUCAAUUCCAUUAGUAUACCAGUACCGCGUCAAUUUGCCGAUAGUCGUCGUAGUUCGGGGGUACCCGAAGUAAUACAAGAGAUAGAAGAAAAUGGGCAAGGAGGAAGUAGUGAGAUUGUUUAUCGUGUCGGUAGAUUAUCACUAAGUGGUGGUGCAAAUAUUGAUGAUUUCGGCAAUCCUUUACCCAUAGUUGGUGACAAUACUGAUGUAAAUUCACCGUCCGAACGUAAAGUCGACUUUCUGAGUGUGCCGAUGUUAACAAGCGAACAGAUUGUAGAUCCGCUUUCAGACUAUCGUCCAAUAGAGGUAUUCGAACGCAACUACUACAUGAGUCGUGAGUUAGAUAAAGAAAAGAAACUCAAGCAUAGCAUGUAUACAGAUAGUGAGUGCAACAAUGGAGACGACAAGAAGGUGCAAACAAUACCCGAAAAGUCUAAGGAGUUACGUUUUAAUGACGAAGUAUGCCAGUUGCAGGUACCCAACGUAGUUAUAUCCCCUAAAGCCCCAAAUGUAUACUCAAGCGAAACUAUAACCAUCAUUGAUACAGAUGUGGCCACUGAGUUAUCCUCUUCAGAUGAAUUACCAGGUGGCGAGGCAAGUGAUGUGUUGUCAGCUAUUGGUGAUGAGGAAUGUAGCUUAACCUCUGAGAUAUUUGAUAAGCAACAAGAAAAUCAAGAACUUGGGCGUCCUCUGCAGUUAGGAGACAUAAUACAGAAUCUCGAUGCAAACUCCUUCACACACAUCGAUUCGCCGGAAACGAGCGAGGAGACGGAAGUCGUGCCAGGCGAAUCGUUUAUGGAUGAUAUUAGUUCGGUACUGGGUAAUGAUAUAGCAUGCGCACUACAGGACAAUACCAUAACCGAUGACACACCAACUCUAUGCUCGGACAAUCAAGCACCGCCAUUAAAAUCCAUACGCAAGAAAUCGCUCAGCAUGGGCGGUCAUCGUGGCAUACGACGUAACUCAUCUCCGCCACGCCGCGCACAAUUGGAACGCAUGGACAGCGAUGAGAAUCCGCAACAAUUCGGUUUCGAGAAUAUUGUUUUCGAAAUCGACAAUCGUUGCGAUGAUCAGAAAAUUCGUGAGCCGCCAAAAUAUUGCAGUUUGGCACAGUUUGUGGAGGGUAAUGACAUAGCACGCCAAAGCUUCAAGCGCCCGAAAAAGCGUUCGUCGCUACGUCAACCGAAAUCUGACAUACUUAUUUCACAACAACAACUUUCCAUUGAUGCAUCUACCACAACAACAUGUGCCACAAAUGUGAACGGUCAAAAUACUGAGGAUGAAUUGACCACAAAAAUGGCUAUAAAGAUCGAAGUAUGCGACAUCGAGACCCAUGUACAAGUGGAUAGUGGUGACAGUUUGGAACCGUCAACGUCUUAUGGCCAAAAUGAGCCGAAUAUAGCCACAAUGCCGCACAGCACAUUGAACAACCAAUCAACAAUAACAACAGCAACAACUCUUGGCUCAGCAAUGAGCACAUCGCCGAAAAAAUCCGGACACGGACAAGAUGUAAAGCGCAUUACUUUUGAUGAGUCCUGUAAGAAAGAAUCCUUUGAUGAUGUAAAUCCAAACUAUCCGCAGAUAAGUGUAGUUGUGCGCCCACCAACCCCAUUACGUGGAGACGCUAUCAAACCGAUGAAUGCAGCAUCGGCAGCCAAUCUACUGUCGGCCCGUAUGCUGCCGAUGGAGUUGAGGCGACAUUCAAGUCAUGCAACAACCAGUCUAACGGUGCGAGAACAUGCUGAGAAGGAUCGUCGACAUUCGGGUGUCAACCCAAAUUUGUUAAGUUUAGAUCCGGAACAUACGAAAUUCUUAAGCUCUUCACCGGCAGCAAGUCGACGCAUCAGCUGUGGCAGUCUCUUCAAGCCAAAUGAGGCGUUACCAAAUCUUCAGACACUUAAAGGUUCCAAGUCCAGUCUUUUUAUGGGUUCAGCACUAUUUGGUUUCGACCACAUGGGCGGCGGCAGUGGUGGUGGUAAUACUGGUGGUGACAAAGAACGUGACGAUAAGGGUAAAAAAGAUAAGGAUCGUCUAAUGAGUAAUGAAGAUGGCGCUAGGAAAAUGCCAAUCAUCAAUCCACUUGUGCGCCUACCUAAUUGGCCAACGCUAGCCAACAGUUCUGGGUUUAUCUCCAAGUGCUUGCUUGCAAAUGCAGACACGCUCUGCGCUGCUGUUAGUCCACUAAUGGAUCCCGAUGAAACCCUAUUGGCAGGCUAUCAUGAGAAAUGCGUUAUGAACAAUUACUUUGGUAUUGGUAUAGAUGCCAAAAUUUCACUCGAUUUUCAUAACAAAAGGGAAGAGCAUCCCGAGAAAUGUCGCUCUCGUGCCAAAAACUAUAUGUGGUACGGUGUGUUGGGUUCGAAACAGCUAUUGCAGAAAACAUGCAAGAAUCUGGAACAACGAGUACAGUUGGAAUGUGAUGGGCAGCGUAUACCGCUACCUUCCCUCCAGGGCAUUGUCAUAUUGAAUAUACCGAGCUUCAUGGGCGGCACCAAUUUUUGGGGAUCCAGCAAGAAGGACGAUAUCUUUCUCGUGCCCAGCUUUGACGAUCGCAUACUCGAAGUUGUUGCCGUAUUUGGUUCGGUACAAAUGGCCGCCUCUCGUCUCAUAAACCUACAACAUCAUCGCAUAGCACAAUGCCAUAGCGUACAGAUAAAUAUUUUGGGUGAUGAAGAGAUACCCAUACAAGUUGAUGGUGAAGCUUGGCUACAACCACCCGGCAUGAUUCGUAUAUUACAUAAGAAUCGUGUACAAAUGCUUUGUCGUAAUCGUCAUUUGGAAGUUUCACUGAAAUCUUGGCAAGAAAAGCAACGUCAACACAGCAUAUCUAUACAACGUGAACAAUCAUCGACUGCAUCCGAGCAUGCAAUGUCUACGGAUGAGGUGCUCUCCGAGCGUGAAUGCUAUGUGCUUUUGAACUUUAUUGAAGCAGUCAGUUCGCUUGUAAAAUGGGUGAAAUUCCUCAUCAUUUCACAUCCAUCAUUGCAACACGAUUUGUAUGCUGUGGCUUGUCGGGCCGCUGAGGUACUAGAAUCAAUACAUCCAAAUGGCAAAUUACUUGAGGGUCCCACACUGCGCACUAAACUUGUAGAAGUUAUCGAAUCUGCGCGUCAAUUAUACGAAGAUUCCUGCAAUUUAUUACGCGAUCGUGCACAUAGCUUAAUAUUGAGAGAGGAUCUCGAGACGAAGUUAAGUGCUGCAUUGGCCAAUAUCGAAAUGGAGCUGAAGAAAUGUUCGGUUCAGAAAAGUUGCGAUGGUAAAUUACGCGCUUACUUCAAUGCUUUGGCGCCAAAUGAAGAGGGUGAUGGUCGUCGCAAAUCCCGCCAUUUCUGGGUGCGUCUGCGCUCUGGUUCCACCGUGGGACAGACACAGCUGAAGCCACCACUAACUACAACACGCGAGGCUGCCAGCAAUUGGAGUGUUGACGAGGUGGUCACAUGGCUAGAGACAAUGCAGCUCUCUGAAUAUGUGGAGAGCUUCAUGAAGAAUGAUAUACGCGGUAAAGAGCUGCUAACGCUAGGCAGGAGAGAUCUGAAAGAUUUGGGUGUAGUUAAAGUGGGGCAUGUGAAGCGCAUAUUGCAAGCAAUCAAGGAUAUGAAUGAGAAUUAAAAGGCGGUCGUUUAAGUAAACAACUAGUAAUUGUAGUUUAACGGUACUAAUUUGAAAUGUAGCAAAAGGACAUCUUAAAGAUGGUAAGGCUAAAAAGAUAAAAGUGAACUUUUUAAUGAAGGUCAAAAAUGCAUAAAACAAUCAUCUAGUAAUUAACUAAAAGUUUAUAAGAGAAAUUGAGAAGUUGGAAACCGUUAAUAAGUGACAAAUACUUAUUAAAUGGUGUUUUUUUUUCGAAUAAAGAAGUUGGAACGUUAAUCAAAUGCAUUACUAUUAAAUUUUAAUUAAAAAUUUUUAAAUACCUAAAAUGUUGCUACAUAUAAACGAAGUAGUCUAAUGCAGUGGUAAAUAUGAACUUUGAGUAAUUCUAAUAUAAUAUUAUAAUAUUAACAAAAAAACACACAAUUAAAUACUCAAAAAAAAAAUAUUUUACACUUAUUCAUGCGUUUGUAUAAAAUCAAAACUUAUUAAAUAUAAACGAAUUUAAAUGUAGUUACAACAUGUAUUAUUGGUCAAUGUGUACCUCAGAAAUUUUUUAGGUACAAUUAUAGAGUACAGAUUUUUAUGAAAAAUUUUAAAAAGUUUAAAUUCAUACACAAACUGACCAGAAACAAAUAUGAAACAAACAUUUCUUUACGCUUUUAAGAUUUAGGUAGACAAAAUUACAACUUCGAAAUUUAUCACAGAAGCGAACCUUCGAGCAAAAUUAAAAAAAAUUAUUCUAAAUUUUUAAGCAAUUUAAAGUUGAACUAUCGUUAAUAUUUAACACUAAUAUCAUUAUUAUUCUAUAAAUUGUAACUCCACUCCGACAUUCCACUCACACAACCCACUACAAGUGUAUACCGUUAAAUGUAUAUACUCGUACAAAUAAUAUGCGCUAUGCAGUAAAGUCGUAUCGCAUCUAAUAAGUACUCGUAUAGAUUUUAUAAUUUUGUAAUUUAUGACGUGUUUUAAAUGUUCAAUAGCAUUGUUAAGAGAUCAGUAAAUUACCGUAGAUUUAAAUUACUUUGUAAGGUGAACGCAAUUAACUAUCAGUUAUACUUCCUAAAAUAUUUUUUCUAGAACAGUUACUUGUAAUUUAUUGUAGUCGACACAUAAAUACUAAAUACUCAUAACACGAAUACUUAAUUAUUUAUAAUGUUGUAAUUAUUUUUUUAGUUUAGGUUAGGCUUAUAUUUUACUUAGAGUGAAAUCAAAAGAGAGAGUGAUUUGACUAUCAAACAUUUUAUUAGGAGAGAGAUAGAGAGAGAAAGAGAAGUAGUAUUCAUUCAGUGCAUCUGUUCAAUUGCAUGACAGCCAAUAUUUUUUUUUAACAUUUUUUGUUCAUCGUUUCAGUCACUAUAGAUUUUAAUAUACAUUGCUGAUUUCUUUACGAAAAUAAGAAAAAAUCAAUAAUAUUUAUUAACUUCGGAAUACAGGGAAACUCUUGUUUGAAAAGAUAAAAAAAAAAAUUAUCACUAUUCAUUGAGGCAUUUUUUCGUGCCUGAACUAUUCUGAAGAAUCGCUUGCUCCAUUUUGUCCUAAGGAAUUCUUCUGAAUUGUUAGUGUAAUAUUUAUAAAGCAGACGUAUUCCAUAGAGCAGCACAAAAAUACUUUUAACACCGAUCCUCUGUGGCAACUUACUGCAAAUGCCAAGACUGCCAAAGAAGAGUGUCGAUCUUGGUACCGCAAAAGAGAAAUCUGCAAAACGAGAUUGUUUAUGACUCUGUAACUAACACCUAAGUAACGCAAUAUUGUUUACUGAGCGCCAGUUAACUCACGAUUACAACGCAAGUGCUGUCACUUUAUUUGAUCAACUGGUAUAGUGCCAAAACUUCAUUGCAUUCAAAAAAUCAGCUCGGAAACUAACACAUACACACGGUGCAACUGCAAGGUCUUGGCGUAAGAAAGAGAUGGAGAAUCACACGUGCACAAGAGAAAUUAAUAGAAACUUUAACAGAAAUCUAUGGUAGCGUUGUUGGGUAAUUAACCGAUGCCUUACCCGUUAGCUGACUAAUAGGGCUUAAUUCAAUGCACUACUCUCCACAAUUAAGAUGCUUUGACUGAAUGAAUAUUAUCUUAUUAUCAAAGCCGGUUGGUAAGCGUGCAGCAAAAUUCUGCAUAAAUAAAUACCAAUAUUUAUUUCAAAGGAAAAAAAUUUACUAUUAUAAACGGCCUUUUGAAAUAUUCUAUAAAACACAAUUUGACAAAUUUUUUUUUCUUGUUUUAUUUUUAUUACAUAUUACACAUAUUCAUAUAGAUAUUGCAAACUGCAGGCGAUAAACCGAAAAUAUUAGAGAAAAUAACUGAUUUAUCUAUGAAUUAUAUGAUUAUAUAUAGUUCAAAGAUAAAUUAAGCUGCAUAUUUAAGCACUUACAUUAACGAAAAUCUAUAAAUUUGUAUUAAAACAUAUAUAUAUGGUAGACUUAUGUAUGUAUAUAUGUAUGCAUGUCAACUAAUACAAAGUCUUUGAAAAAAAAAGAACGAAAACCCGCAGAAAUAUUCAAUAUUUUAUAUAUAAUAUAUUAAAUGUAGGCACUUUUUUUCUUAACAAAAACAAUAAGAUAUAAAACAUUUUUGAAAUUUUUCCUUGAAUGUCUCCUAUUGGGGAAGAUUUUGAAAAUGCCUUAAGAUAACUAUAAACUUAAAAGUUUAAUGCAAAUCAUUAAAAUAAUAAAUAAGAGACAAAACAUAAAUAUUUGGGCAUAACUGUAAACAAACCUUUUGAGUAUGUCUAAAAUUUUCGCUGACAAAGAAAUUAUGAGCCCAGAUAUACUCAAAACGUUUAGCAAGGAAAUAUUACAUAAAGACAUUUAAACAUAUUGUUUUUGAUUUACAUAUUUAAAAUUUCCGAAACUUCUUAAAGAUUUUCAUUCUUUUUUUUUGCUUUUUUGAUUGAAAAAUAUAUUUUAGCCUUCUAAAUGCAUAUACCUAUGUGUAUAUUUAAUUAUUUUUUUUUUACGAAACUGUUUUUGCUGCAUUUACUACUUAAUUAAACGAAAAAACUUUUUGAGUUGAGCACAGCAAAAGUAUUUUUGAACGAAUUAUAUUAUAAAAUUUAUAUAUAUAUAGUUAUAUUUUAGGUGUAGUCAUUACUUAUUACUUAUUUGUAGAUGUAUUCAUUACAGUUCUUACUGUUUAUCUCAAAGAAUUAAUUAAAAAAUAUGGAAAUUCAAACGAUUUACGCUUAAAAUGAGGACAUGAAAUAUUUUAUUAGUAUUUAGACAACAUUUGUACUAACAUUUAAGCUCAUACAAUUUAAGCACAAAAAUAAAUAGUGUAAUCUUGAAAAACAAGAAAACAAUAAAUUAAAAUACUUGUAUGUAAACAACUUGCUGUAAACUAAAAAUGAAAAUUAAAAAAAUUAUAAAUGGCUUCAAAUUCCACUCUAAAAAUUAUACAAAUAAAAAUUGUAAUCUUUUCCCCCAUAGUUAAAUGUAUUUAAAGUCAAUACACUAAUCAUUUGUUGAAUUAAAUGAAAAUUAAAGUAAGAAAAACAUUGUAAAUCAUGGUAACGCAGGUUAUUACUAAUUUUUUAUAUGUAGCUAAAAGUACUAUAAAUGGUCAAAAUAUUGCAAACAGCAGGCGAUAUGGCGAUAAUGUUUAAAAAUAAUAUUUCGUAGAUGUUUGAUAAAGUUAGGAUGGUUUUAACAUUUGCGUACACAAUUCACUAAAUUUGAGGAUAAAAAUUCAGCAUAAAUGUUAUUUUAAUAUCGUAACGAUGCAUGAAUUACUGACUCAUGCCGUAAUAUUUCUCUAGAAUCCAUAUUUCAAACCCAAAUUCCCUAAGUUUGGUCAUUUUCAACUUAUAUGCUAUUCGUAUUGACAAAACCUCGCAUAUCCAAUAUCAUUUUUGACUAUGACUAUAUUAUAUGAACUGUAUUCUUUAAGGUACAGUCAGUUGUAUGCAAGUAAAUUAAAUUUUAGUCACAACUAUAAGAGUGGUUUGUGAAAACAUUUUGUUAAAUUUGAUAUUGACUAUAUUUUACAUUUGCGUUGCAUAGGCACUGCUUUCUUUAUGGCGUAUUCACGCGUUUAAUUAGAAAUUAAUUUUUAACAAGUCUUUCAAUCACGCAAGCCUAAUUUUCGAAUACAAAAAUACUUGUACCUUUUAUAAAGAUUUUAAAAAAUUAUUUCAAUUAAAUAUAAAUAGAAAUUACGAAUGUUAAAUUUAUUGACAAAAAAUAUUCCAUUCGUAAAAAUUUGUUUCCAAGUUUUUUUUUUAAACAUAUUUAUGUAUAUGUUUGUAUUUUUUAUGGAUUUAAUUUCGUACUCGCUCGUACGUUUAGAAAAUGUUUAUGCUAACUUUCUCUUCUAUAAAUAUGUACUGUUGCUUGUAUUUUUUAUAGAUUUAAUUACGUAUAUGGACAAACUGUUCCUAGUAUCUUUAAUUAAGCUAUAAUAUAAAUCAAAUUCAUUAAUUCACAUAUCAAGUAACAACCAUAUUACCGUAUAUAUCCAAGUUAAUCCAUAUACGUUUUGCAUGCGACAUUAAACUAUUUUUACAUAAAAUAAAUCAUCUAUAUUUGUUUAUAUUUAUAUAUACUCAUAUAUGUACUAUUACAUUUAUUAGCUACACAAGAUAUACUAACAUUCCAUUUAAAUCCUGUGUUCGAAAAACCAAAAGUAUUUGUUAAACCUUUAAAGACUGCUAAAUUCAGUAAAAUCUGUGAUAUUUUUGCAGUCUCUAUUUUUAAAUUACACAAAUUAAUACAUAAAAUUUAAAAUGAAAUACGAAAAUUAAUAACACAUUUCUGGUAAUAACUAAUAGUUACAUACAUUUUUACAUAUGUAUGUUGUCACAUGAUGUUGUAUUUCAAAUGUGUUUCUCAAAAUGUGCUCAUAUGUGUUUUGAUGUCAUCAAGAGGCACUUACAUAAGCCGCUCCUUGCUAAGAAACACUUUUGAGCGGAACUAGUUAAUUGUAUACUUUCUAAAAACGUUUUUUUCUUUUGAAGUACAAUCAAAGAAAAAAAAUACAAUAAAAUAAAAUUAGUUAUUAAGUAUUAGUUAUUAAAUAUAUAUAUAUGCAGAUAUGUAUAUGCAUAUUAGGGUGUUUAUUAUUUUCCAAGUAAAAUGUUUUUCACAAGCAUCUCCUAAAGUUUUAGUUUGCGCUAAAAACUAAGAACCAACUUAAACAAACUCUUUAUUGAAAUCGUGGAUAAAUUUAAUUUCUUUUUAAAUGUUUAUAAUUUGUGGCUUUUUGAUAGUUUGCAUUAAGCAAGUAACUCUAAAACUUUCAAAAAGUCAUAUUCUCAUACAAAAUGUUCCAUAUCUGCCAUACAAAAUGAACAAUCGUAAUCAAGUGCUUGUAUGGAAAGCUUUUUUAUUUAAAGAGAUAUUGGCAAGAAAUUUGGCAUGGCUUAUUGUCUGAGGCAGUGGUGCAAUCGCCGAAGAAAUUGUUCAGACCGAGUGACUAUAACAUAAGGAGUCUUUGUAUUGGUGAAGGGUAUUAUGGCUUCGGUGCAACCGAUGUUAACGUAUUUUUUUUUUGUUUGAGAACAAAAAAUGAAAAUUCAAGUAAUGUUUGCAAAAAAAAGUCAACUUGGGAAAUAACAUACACCCUAAUAUAUAUACAUAUACAUAUAAACAAACGAAAACUAACACACAAAAUCAUGAAAGACUACAUCUGAACUUUUACUCGCAUUAAGGUUGAAGAGCAAAGAGCAAUGCAACAGUACGAAAACGUUAUACUUGUAGGCUUACAACUAAUGUAUUUCUACAUUACUGUGCCGUCAGUUACUGUAGACUCAACUAUGUUAAGGCAUAGAUAAAUACAAAUGUAGCUGUGUAUUUAACAAAUUGAUACAAUCUGAUUGUUAAUAGUUGCGCUAAUCUAGAAGACACUUAGUUGUGAAGUUAGAAUAACGAAAUUAAAGGCAUUUUGACAAAAACAUACACACGCAUUUACAUGUAACUAAUAAAUAAACAUAUUACAUAAGUGUAAACAAGCAUGUAACUUUUCCAGUUACAUAUGUAUGUAUAUGUAUAUUCAUAAUCUACAUGUUGGUUAAUUAAAUGAACAAAAAUUUUAAAAUCUUUUAAGAAAACAAAAACAAGAACAAAAACAAAACUAAACAAAAGUUUAAAUUGCAAGAAAUUAACUUUAAUAUAAUUGUAAGUGUAUAAUUCUACCAACUGAACUAAGUACAGCCAUUCCAUACAACAAUUACAUACCAACAUGUUUAUUUAAUUGUCUAAAUAUCUAUAUAUAUAUAUAUAUAUGUGAAUGCAAAAGCAAAAUGUUUAUAAAAUAUAGAGAUCAAUUUUGUAAAUGUACUAUAUGUUAUACAGCAAAAAACUCCACUAGUAACCAUACAUAUGUUUGCAAAUUCUAAGUAUUUUUGCAAACUCUAACUGUUUUGACCAAAUCAAAAACUUUAAUAGCAAAAACUUCAAAGUUCAAUACUAAAAGAGAGAAAUGUAUACCAUUUCACUCACAACAAUAGUUACACACGCCAAUUGUUUUUUUAUAUAUUACACAACACGACAAACACUUCAACAUUCUCUUAUAAAACAAUAUGGCAUUGAAUGCACCACUUUCGAAACGCAAGAUUAUUCUGCAUUGAGUACAGUCAUUUUUCAACACUUUCUAAUGCUCCAUUGUUUCAAAAAUCGAUCUAAAUUAGUUCUGCUUUCAAAAAUGAAGCUCAUAUAUAAGAAAUUUAGAAUGAAAGUGCUGUUAGACUGCACAAGCAGAGCGCUGCUACAAAUUUAAUUUUCUCUUUUCAUUAAACAGAAAAAUUUUGCAAAAACUAAAAAAUUACUGCACAAAAUUGUUCGCUAGAACUUUCCUACGCUUAUAAACAAUUCACAUUCAUUGUAGACAUUAUAGAAUUGCAGUGCUGUUAACAGUUAACAGCCAGCUACAAAGGCAGCUGCUAAGUAAUGUUGUGCAUGCCAACAGUACAAUGAAUAGCUAAUGUUGUUUUCGGAUGAGUUCGAAAGUAUUGAAAAUUCAAGAUGACAGUAAAAAAUAUUUUUUGCAAUAUAUUUCUAGAAGAGUUAACAAUUAGAUAUACACUCUAUAAUGCUCCGUCAUUGCAGUAACAUGCUCUGUAACAUAUUCUCUACAGCUGUAUGUAAAGUUUAUAAAUAAUCUAAAUUUCCUUCCCUAGAGCAUUUUUAUUUAUUUCCUGUAUGACUUAAUGCUAGUUAAGAGUGCAUACAAAUACAUUGCAAACAAUGAGGAAUUUAAAAACAUUUAACAGCGAAACGCUAUGUUAAUUUGCACAGAUCAUAUAAAUGCAUGUUAAGAAAACUGAAACAAACAUACACAUACUUACACAGCAAAAUACAAUAAACUAAUACUCAACUACAGCUGAGAUAUGUUAACGAACAAACAAUAAUGAUUUUCAAUAAAGUUUAAUCCUCUACUGCAGAAAA